Messenger RNA from Paraphaeosphaeria sporulosa, 1491 nucleotides. RefSeq names its product cytochrome P450. The record is from RefSeq and is a predicted model, not a curated record. The transcript has 3 exons. Bases 1 to 1470 code for a protein of 489 amino acids. Gene Ontology annotation, molecular function: oxidoreductase activity, acting on paired donors, with incorporation or reduction of molecular oxygen; iron ion binding; heme binding. NCBI's taxonomy places the organism in Eukaryota, Fungi, Ascomycota, Dothideomycetes, Pleosporales, Didymosphaeriaceae.
AUGACCUCGCUUGGUAUUGUGGAACAAGUGGUCAACAUGAAAUACUCGUUAUUUCACGUGAUGGCAAAUCGUGACCACAUCUCGACUCUCUUCCGAUCUUCGAAAACCCUCACUAGCAAGACUGGCACUAUCUUUGCCUUGACUCGUAUCCUUAACACCCCCAAAGAUGUAAUACCAUUCUAUGCUGCUGAUGAUUCUGGGAUGGCAACAAAGCCUCGGAAAGAGAGUAAGAUAAGACACGAGGAUCGUAUCCAUUAUUGGCAAGCACAUACGAGCCAGAAAUGGUUAUCAGGCGCCUCUCUCCAGCUGAUGUCCGAGACCUAUCUCUCUUUCCUGGACGAAGAGCUUUCACACCUCAACAUUAACGAGGAAUGGGUUGAAAUACCGGAUUUAUACCGAUUUCUGCAGAUUCAUGUGUCCACAGCUGCGAUCAAAGCGAUGAUGGGAACUAAGAUCUUGGAGAUGUACCCGAACUUAGUCAAGGACUUUUGGGCUUUCGAUCGCAACGUUGGCAAUUAUAGUCGCCUAAUUCCGCGUUGGUGGAUGCCUGCAGCCUACAGCGUUCGAGAUCGUCUCUUGAAAAAUAUCGGCAAGUGGACGGACUAUGCUCACAGCAUGUCUGACUGUUCGAGGACUGGACCCGACGACACGCACUGGGAUCCGUACUUUGGGACAAAAUUGAUGAAAGCUAGGGAGCAUGCAUACUUAAAAAUGCCUGCCAUGAACUUGGAUGCACGGGCAUCGGAGACUUUGGGACUUCUCUUCGCCUCUAACGGCAACGCUGUCCCGGCCACCUUCUGGUAUAUAACUGAAGCCUUGAAGGAUCUAACUCUUCAAGAUCGACUCAUGUCCGAAGUCAUGACUUGUCGAAAAGAGACUGGGUGCCUGGAUGUUACUGAACUUGCCACAAAACCCCUGCUACAGUCAACGUACGCGGAGGUACUGCGUCUUCGGAUCGCCAUCACGAUGAUUCGCAGCAAUGAGUAUGAGAGCACCCAUCUGGGGCCCUACAAUGUACCUAAACAAACUCCAAUGGCUAUUUUCAGCCGCUUAGCAGCUUUGAACCGGGAUGCUUGGGCUAUCAGACCGAGGACUCUUGCUCGACCUCUGGAGGAAUUCUGGCCGGAGCGAUUUCUGGUAGGCUCUGAGGAAGAUCGGGGUGGAUCUGACGUGAAGGUCUCACAAGAACCCUCGAUUCCGACCAUUGAAGUCCCUAAGUUCAGCCUUGAUGGCUUGGCAGGAUGCUGGAUUCCCUUCGGGGGAGGUCAACGUAUGUGCCCUGGCCGGCAUUUUGCCAAGCACGAGAUAUUGGGCACGUUUUCUGUGUUGAUGAGCAAGUAUCACGUUGAAGCAGUCUCUAUGGUCGAGGCAGUAGAUUUACAACCUGAUCUAAGCUGGGCCCCAUACGGUGGAUUGCCCCCGGCAGGACAGCUGCGUGUUCGCAUGCGCAAGAGGACUUCGACUGAUUGAGCUUGACUCUGAGUAUCCGGG